GGGCCCGCCGCCACCGCGCCCCCCCCCCCCCCAGCAGAAGAUGGCUGUGCCUCCCACAUAUGCUGAUCUUGGCAAAUGUGCCAGGGAUGUCUUCACCAGGGGUUAUGGAUUUGGCUUAAUCAAACUCGACUUGAAGACAAAAUCUGAGAAUGGAAUGGAAUUUACGAGCUCAGGUUCCGCCAACACUGAGACCACCAAAGUGACGGGCAGUCUGGAAACCAAGUACAGAUGGACUGAAUAUGGUCUGACGUUUACGGAGAUGAACACUGACGACACACUAGGCACAGAGAUUACUGUGGAGGAUCAGCUUGCACGUGGACUGAAGCUGACCUUUGAUUCAUCCUUCUCACCAAACACAGGGGGGGGGGGAAAUGCUAAAAUCAAGACAGGGUAUAAGCGGGAGCACAUCAACCUGGGCUGUGACGUGGAUUUCGACAUCGCCGGCCCUUCGAUCCGCGGCGCUCUGGUGCUGGGCUAUGAGGGCUGGCUGGCAGGCUACCAGAUGAAUUUUGAGACUGCAAAGUCUCGAGUGACCCAGAGCAACUUUGCAGUUGGCUACAAGACUGACGAAUUCCAGCUCCACACGAACGUAAACGAUGGGACAGAGUUUGGUGGCUCCAUUUAUCAGAAGGUGAGCAAGAAGUUAGAGACCGCCGUUCAUCUGGCCUGGACAGCAGGAAAUAGUAACACUCGCUUUGGAAUAGCGGCCAAGUAUCAGAUCGAUCCUGAUGCCUGCUUCUCGGCUAAAGUGAACAACUCCAGCCUGAUAGGUUUAGGAUACACUCAGACCCUAAAGCCAGGUAUCAAACUGACGCUCUCAGCUUUGCUGGAUGGCAAGAAUGUCAAUGCUGGUGGCCACAAGCUUGGUCUAGGACUGGAAUUUCAGGCAUAAACAAAUACUGUACAAUCGUUUAAUUUUAAACUAUUUUGAACAUAGCUACCUUCAGAAUUUAGUGUACCUUUUAAUGUCGUAUGUCUGGGAUGCAAGUAUUGCUAAAUAUCACGUUAGACCUUCAGGUUAAAGAUGAUUCAGCUUUAAGGUGUUACCCUUUCAGAGGUACAGAAGAAACCCAAUUCCAAGAAGAGUCCUUUCAGCUGUAGACUUUGGGGGACCUUGGUGGCCCUCUAGAAUUGUCAGGUUUCUUUUUUAUCUAGAAAUGGCUGCAAGUGGAAGC
This is a messenger RNA of Lynx canadensis (Canada lynx), 1175 nucleotides long. RefSeq names its product voltage-dependent anion-selective channel protein 1-like. NCBI's taxonomy places the organism in Eukaryota, Metazoa, Chordata, Mammalia, Carnivora, Felidae. Gene Ontology annotation, biological process: monoatomic anion transmembrane transport. The record is from RefSeq and is a predicted model, not a curated record. Gene Ontology annotation, molecular function: voltage-gated monoatomic anion channel activity. Gene Ontology annotation, cellular component: mitochondrial outer membrane.